Messenger RNA from Galeopterus variegatus (Sunda flying lemur), 2077 nucleotides. RefSeq names its product potassium channel, subfamily K, member 12 (gene KCNK12). The record is from RefSeq and is a predicted model, not a curated record. Gene Ontology annotation, biological process: stabilization of membrane potential; potassium ion transmembrane transport. Gene Ontology annotation, cellular component: membrane. Gene Ontology annotation, molecular function: potassium ion leak channel activity. The transcript is spliced from 2 exons. Lineage: Eukaryota; Metazoa; Chordata; Mammalia; Dermoptera; Cynocephalidae. The annotation marks the transcript as partial.
GUUUCGGCAUGACCACCCCCGCGACGGUGGGCGGAAAGGCCUUCCUCAUCGCCUACGGGCUGUUCGGCUGCGCCGGGACCAUCCUGUUCUUCAACCUCUUCCUGGAGCGCAUCAUCUCGCUGCUGGCCUUCAUCAUGCGCGCCUGCCGGGAGCACCAGCUCCGUCGCAGCGGCCUGCUGCCCGCCCCCUUCCGCCGCGACAGCCUGGCGGGCUGGAAGCCCUCGGUGUACCACGUGCUGCUCAUCCUGGGCCUGUUCGCCGUGCUGCUGUCGUGCUGCGCCUCGGCCAUGUACACCAGCGUGGAGGGCUGGGACUACGUGGACUCGCUCUACUUCUGCUUCGUCACCUUCAGCACCAUCGGCUUCGGGGACCUAGUGAGCAGCCAGCGCGCCGCCUACCGGAACCAGGGACUCUACCGCCUGGGCAACUUCCUCUUCAUCCUGCUGGGCGUGUGCUGCAUCUACUCGCUCUUCAACGUCAUCUCCAUCCUCAUCAAGCAGGUGCUCAACUGGAUGCUGCGCAAGCUGAGCUGCCGCUGCUGCGCGCGCUGCUGCCCGGCGCCCGGCGCGCCCCUGUCCGGGGAGCUCAUCUCCAUGCGCGACCUCACCGCCUCCAACAAGGUGUCGCAGGCGCUGCUGCAGAAGCAGCUGUCCGAGGCGGCCAACGGCUACCCGCGCGGCGUGUGCGCCAGCGCGCGCCAGAACGGCUUCUCGGGCGGCGUGGGCGCGCUGGGCAUCAUGAACAACCGGCUGGCCGAGACCAGCGCCUCCAGGUAGACGCGCCCCGCACGCCAGCGCCGGGGACCCUCACCGGGCGGCCGGCCUCCGGGCGUGGUUUGCUUCACUUCUCUCAGACGCUGGCGCUUUCUUACUCUUUAUCCAAUAAAUGAAACCAAAAAAAUUUUUUAAAGAAAUACUAUUUGGCCAGGCCUGAUGUUAUCAAGGGCAGGUUUUGGGGGAGCCUGUUUGCCUUGUGAGCCCCGUCUUGGCGAACCGUGGCCCCCGACAGUUCUCCAGGGAGGAAAAAGUGACAUCCCAGACCCCCACCCGGUGCAUACCCCAGCAAGGAAAAUGCCGUCCCUGGGUUUUGCAGACUGGCACUCAACCCUGUCCCCAUGCACAUAAGCAGCCAGCAACCCCAAACAAAGCAUAUGGUGCAACUUUUCAUGGCUCUGAAUUACCUCCUGAGCAUUUAGAAUCCUGGCCCAGCCUAGCAGCUUCCUUCUGGUCGUCAGAAGUGAUAUAGUCACAGUUUUGACAGGUGGGGGUGGGGAGAGCCAUAUGUUGCCUCCUGAUGUGUAUAUAUAGAACAGCCGCUACACACAGAGACUGGUGUAGUAUUAUGCAAUGAGGUGAAACAGCACCAACUUGCGGACUGUGGCAUUUCCCCCAGAUUUGGAAAUUGCAAUAGUGAGGGGCUUAGCUUUCUCAGCCUGGAGUUAGUCCACUUAGCACAGCACACAGGAGCCACUUUUAGUGGCGGGAAGCCCAGGAUGAUCUCCAGAGAGGGGCAGCCCAGGCUGCAGUAGCCCGGCUGGACUUCAGCUGGAUGCUCUCUGAGGCACCUGGCACAUCUUGAUUCCCCCAGCACAUCUUGAAUUCCCCAACCCUCCUUCCUUUCACAAGCAUCAUCCGCAGUAAUGCUUUUCAUUAUUAACCAGCAAUAUCUGAGUCUUCUCAGCCAAGAUCUUUCUUUUUGAUGUGUAUUUUUUUUUCUUAAGUACCAUUCAUCAGUUCAACUUUUUCCCCUUUUAGACAGCCUGGGGCUGCAGAGCACAGCUCCCCAGUCACCCCUUCUCCUCCUCUGAAUCAGGGCCCUGCUGACUACAUCCUUGGAGAACCGGGGCCUGUAGCACCAGGAACCCAAAGCCGCCAUCCUGCAAGUAUCAGGCAUUUGGCUUCAGAGCCCAUAAUGUGAUUGGAGUCAGGAAUGACAGAAUCCCAUUCUAAAUAUUGUUUAUCAAAUGAGUUUGUUUUCUCCAUGCAUAGUAUUGGAGGUAGAGGAAGGCAGGAGGGGGACAGACCAAUGGAUGGAAGUAAUACUAGAAUGAAAUUUUUGCUCUGCUGUACUGGCCAGC